UGGAGUGUGUUUGUAGGAUUGCAGAAUAUUACUAUGGAUUUACUGCCACUGUUUGUGCUUCUCCUGCUCUGUGUUGUCCAUCAAACCCUUGCAAUUGUUCUAGUUAAAAACACAGAAUCUAGAAACCUGUUUACAGAGCGCGCAUGCUGCAGACGCCAGAGUCACGUGAUUUACAUCGGCAAAGAUAUUUCUGGCAGUCCUGUGAAUGUCGAUGUUGGCGCGUGUAAAACGCAUUGUGGCCAAUCAGCGCGCUCUACGUCAUUUGAGGCGGGUCUUUGGGCCACUAAAUAUUCAUCAAUGCUCGAUUUCCUGCGGAGCAAAAAGAUGAGGCGGCUGGCUCCUUCAUCUUCAGACCCCUUCAGCGCCCCCCCGUCCUGCAGUCUGAGCGCCACAUGUGAGCCUGCUGGGGUUCGAGUGGACAGAGUGAUGCUUUAUGAAGGCCUCCGAGCAGUUGAAAUCAUUGAAGAAUGCCACUGCGAGGCCAAAAUGAGCCAGUGUGUGCGAGCACCAGCUCUUAAGACGUACUACUCUCAAACCCCAUAUGAGACUGUUAUAGAUGUGGGCAAAUGUGUGGGGUUAAAAGGUGCACUGGAGGGAUUGUCCUGCAUACCCACUAAGUUUGAUUCGGCCCUCAUUGAAACUCCAAACAAAGUGGAGUUGAUCCAGAAAGUAGCUCGAUGUGAAUUAAUAGAGGGGUGUUACCGUAUCCCAUAUGUGGAGUAUCAUUACGAGACGACAUACAACAAUGACAGAGUCAAAGUAGAAAACCUUAGGGAAAUAGAUGUGGGUAGAUGUUUGGGGAGCUGCACCUCAGGGAGCCGCUGUCUUCUCAGGAGUGGGUCGAAUCUGGGCGAAUGCUUGCUGUGGGCUGAAGGACGGGGCAACGCUUGUGUUCCACAUGACUACGAGAGCCACACUUUCCUGAGUCAACACGGCCAAAUCCGCACCAUUCUGGCCAUCACUUCCUGUCUAUGCCAGUCUUGA
Molecule: messenger RNA, 984 nt
Organism: Xyrauchen texanus (razorback sucker)
Lineage: Eukaryota; Metazoa; Chordata; Actinopteri; Cypriniformes; Catostomidae
Exons: 7
Coding region: 34-984 (316 amino acids)
Source: RefSeq, a predicted model, not a curated record